Panonychus citri (citrus red mite) is the source of this 1173-nucleotide messenger RNA. RefSeq names its product peptidase E-like. Gene Ontology annotation, molecular function: serine-type peptidase activity. Gene Ontology annotation, biological process: proteolysis. The record is from RefSeq and is a predicted model, not a curated record. The transcript has a single exon. Bases 6 to 899 code for a protein of 297 amino acids. NCBI's taxonomy places the organism in Eukaryota, Metazoa, Arthropoda, Arachnida, Trombidiformes, Tetranychidae.
CUCAGAUGAAAAUCAGUCUCAUCAUUUUGAGUGCUUUUGAUUUUGUUUUGUUUUUUUUUCAUUCAAUUUUUGGAAAACAAUUAAACUUGAUUUACUUUUGGUUCGUUUAUUAUUAUUAUUGUUUGUUAAUUGUUGUCACAAUGAAGAGACGGUUAUUGUUAUUGUCCAAUUCAACGCUCUUUGGCCAGUCUUACUUUGAAUGGAGUAAAUCAAUUGUCAACGAUUUUCUUGGUUCCAGUGUUGAGACAAUUUUGUUUAUCCCUUUUGCUGGUGUUACUAUUUCAUGGGAUGAAUAUAAGAAUUUAGUUUCCAAGGCUUUGGAUAGAUAUAAGAUUCAAGGAAUUCAUGAGGUCGAGGAUAUGGUCCAGGCCGUGAAUAGCGCUCAGGUCAUUUGUAUCGGUGGUGGAAAUACUUUUAAUUUACUCUACAAACUUCAGGAAAACAAUUUAAUCUCUAUCAUCAGAAAACGGAUUCUUGAGGAUGGAAUACCUUAUAUCGGCUGGUCGGCUGGUUCUAAUGUGGCCUGUGUUGAUAUUGGAACGACUAAUGAUAUGCCCGUUAUUUGGCCUUCCACUGAUUCGGCUUUGAAUCUUUUCCCGUAUAAUCUUAACCCUCAUUACACCGAGGCCACAAUUCCUAAUAUCAAUGGGGAAUCCCGGAUAACCCGACUCAACGAAGCUUUUGAAGUUAAACAAAGGUCAAUUGUCGCUCUUCCCGAAGGAACUGGAAUCAAGGUUGAAAAUGGAAAAUUUCAAUUCUUUCGAACUGAAUUACCUCAAUAUCUUCCACUUACCGUUAAGGUUUGGAAGAAGGUUAAAAAUUCAAAGAAACCUGAGAUUCUGGAAUAUCCCAUGGAAGAGAAACAAAGUGAUUGGAAACAACUUGAUAUCUUUUCUUAAUCAGUUGAUUAACAGAAUAUCAAAUUAGAUCAAUAACUUUCGAAAUAAACAUUUGUCUUACAUCCAAAUCAACGCUACCAAUUAAAUUGGAAACAAUCAGGUCAAUCUGGUGAUUAUUCAUCAGAAUUUCAAUCGACUACAAUAACGAUUAGUUUGGUUGCUUAUGUUAAACACUAAUUAGAUCCUCUAAUUAAAUGAUUAACCAGAGAUUCCAGAUAAAUUCUGAUAAUUAUCUUGUUUCUGUUGAUACAAUUAAAUACCUUUGAACGUUUGA